AAUCAAAGUAAGAAAAGGAAUUCCACUUCUCUACUCGCCGCCCAGACGCCAUGUCCUCCCCCUCGCCCAACUCCACCCCUGCCGCUCCGCCUCCGGCCACUCCCGCAGCGCCGCCCCCGGCCACCCCUGCCUCUCCGCCUCCAGCCACUCCCGCCGCUCCGCCUCCUUCCACUCCUACCGCACCGCCUCCAUCCACCCCCGCCGCUCCGCCUCCAGCCAAUCCCUCGGCGCCGCCCCCGGCCACCCCUUCCGCUCCGCCUCCAGCCACUCCCGCCGCUCCGCCUCCAGCCACUCCCGCCGCUCCGCCUCCAGCCACUCCCGCUGUUCCGCCUCCAGCCACACCCGCCGCCCCGCCUCCAACCACUCCAGCUUCCCCGCCUGCCGCCGUCCCACUUCCUGCCUCCCCUCCUCCACCCGCCACCCCGCCCUCCCCCUCCCUCCCUUCCCCGACUCCUCCCUCGACCUCGCCGCCUCCCCCGCCGACCAACCCAUCCGCUUCGCCGCCGCCCCCAUCUCCACCCUCUUCGCAUUCUCCACCGCAGCCUAAAGUGCCGUCUCCACCGCCUCCCUCUUCGCCUUCGUCGACUCGGACAGGCUCUAGCUCGAUCUCGACCUCGGUUGUCAUCGGUGUCGCGGUUGGUGGGGUUGUGAUCGUCUUGCUGCUCAGCUUCGUAUGCGUUUUUUGUUGGAGAAAGAAGCGCAGGGCGCCGCCGUCGACGGCCCAUUACUAUGGAGCUCCACCGCCGCCUCCAAUGGCAGGGAAAGGUGACAUCUAUGGUGAAUAUUGGCAACAGAAUGCGCCUCCAGCAGAUCAUGUUGUAAAGCUUCCUCCUGGACCACUACCUCCUCCUCCAUAUGCUUCCCGUCCACCUCACUCUCCAAGCCAUUUGCCACCUCCACCCCCGCCUCCACCGCCUAUGAUAAAUAGCAGCGGAGGUUCUGUGUCUAAUCUUUCUGCUUCUGAGAGUCCACUACCUCCACCAUCUCCAGGAGUUGCCCUUGGAUUCUCCAAAAGCACUUUUACUUAUGAGGAAUUGUCUAUAGCGACAAAUGGUUUUUCAGAUGCAAAUCUCCUGGGACAAGGUGGUUUUGGUUUCGUACAUAGAGGAGUUCUUCCAGACGGCAAAGAAGUUGCAGUAAAACAAUUGAAAAUAGGAAGUGGCCAGGGUGAACGUGAGUUCCAGGCAGAGAUUGAGAUCAUCAGCCGUGUGCAUCACAAGCAUCUUGUUUCAUUAGUUGGAUACUGCAUUGCAGGAGGCAAGAGGCUGCUUGUCUAUGAAUAUGUUCCUAAUAAUACAUUGGAGUUCCACUUGCACGGGAGAGGCAGACCAACCAUGGAAUGGUCCACACGAUUAAAAAUUGCUUUGGGUUCUGCCAAGGGAUUGGCAUAUCUUCAUGAAGACUGCCACCCGAAGAUUAUUCACCGUGAUAUUAAGGCAUCCAAUAUUCUUCUCGAUUACAAGUUUGUGGCAAAGGUUGCGGAUUUUGGGCUUGCUAAGUUUGCUUCUGAUAAUAAUACCCAUGUUUCCACAAGAGUCAUGGGGACCUUUGGUUAUCUGGCACCUGAAUAUGCAUCUUCAGGCAAGCUGACAGAUAAAUCAGAUGUGUUCUCAUUUGGUGUAAUGCUUCUAGAGCUAAUCACUGGACGGCGCCCUGUUGAUACAUCCCAAACUUACACGGAUGAUAGCUUGGUUGACUGGGCAAGGCCAUUGCUUACUCGAGCUCUUGAAGAUAGCAAAUACGACGGUGCUCUUGUUGAUCCUCGGUUGGGAAUGGACUAUAACCCUAAUGAGAUGGCCUGCAUGAUUGCCUGUGCUGCUGCAUGCGUGCGCCAUUCAGCACGUCGACGGCCAAGAAUGAGUCAGAUUGUCCGUGCUUUAGAAGGUGAUGCAUCUCUCGAUGACUUAAACAACGGUGUCAAACCUGGUCACAGCAGGUUUUACAGUUCCCAUGACAGCAGCUCUGAUUACGAUUCCAAUCAGUACAAUGAGGAUAUGAAGAAGUUCAGAAGAAUGGCAGUCACAACUGAAGAAUUUGCUAGCAGCGAGUACAGUGCACCGACUGGUGAAUAUGGACAGGUUCAAUCGGCUUCGAGCAGUGAAGGUCAACAAACUCAAGAGAUAGAAUUGAGAAAUAAGAAAGACAAGUAUGACUAUGGUUUUGGCAGCAAUUUGUGAGAAGCGCCUAUAUCUAUUCAAUUGUAAAGCCCAGCCUUGUUCCACGGCUAGGAAAACCAAAUUCAUCUGAUACAAAACAAUAACAAUAUUUUCAUAGGUGUUUGUUUCGUUGAUUCCAAUAAUGAUGAAUAGCUUACUGAUUCUUUUGUGAUGUCUACGUUUUUACUGAUUAAAUACUGAAAUGAAAUAUAUUUCUUCGACAGUUGAUUUA
Molecule: messenger RNA, 2388 nt
Organism: Zingiber officinale
Lineage: Eukaryota; Viridiplantae; Streptophyta; Magnoliopsida; Zingiberales; Zingiberaceae
Product: proline-rich receptor-like protein kinase PERK1
Exons: 8
Coding region: 51-2177 (708 amino acids)
Biological process (GO): protein phosphorylation
Molecular function (GO): protein kinase activity; ATP binding
Source: RefSeq, a predicted model, not a curated record